CGCCGGGCCGUGGCGCUCCCUGCUGGAGGCUGUGGCGGCCGCGGCAGAGGAAGUUUCCGCUUUGCACUCCACCCCGGUAGCAGCUUGGCCGCGAGGACAGCUUCCUCUGGACGCUUCGCGGGCUUUGCUGCUGUUGCACGUCAGCACGGUCAGAUCAUGGGGUUGCCCAAGGGGCCGGAGGGUGAGAGUCUCCCGGAGGUGGAAACAAGAGAAGAUGAAGAACAAAAUGUCAAGUUGACUGAAAUUCUGGAACUCUUGGUUGCAGCUGGGUAUUUCAGGGCAAGAAUUAAAGGCUUGUCACCUUUUGACAAGGUAGUGGGAGGAAUGACUUGGUGCAUUACCACUUGCAACUUUGAUGUGGACGUUGAUUUGCUCUUUCAGGAAAACUCUACAAUAGGUCAAAAAAUAGCUCUAUCAGAAAAAAUUGUCUCUGUCCUGCCGAGAAUGAAAUGCCCACACCAGCUGGAGCCCCACCAGAUCCAGGGGAUGGAUUUUAUUCACAUAUUUCCUGUUGUUCAGUGGCUGGUGAAACGAGCUAUAGAAACAAAAGAAGAAAUGGGUGACUAUAUCCGUUCCUAUUCUAUAUCCCAGUUCCAGAAAACCUAUCGUCUCCCUGAGGAUGAUGACUUCAUAAAGAGAAAAGAAAAGGCCAUCAAGACAGUUAUUGACCUCUCAGAUGUUUACAAACCUCGUCGGAAAUACAAACGCCAACAGGGAGCAGGGGAGCUGCUUGAUGAAGAAUCUCGAGUUCAUGCUACACUUUUGGAAUAUGGCAGGGUAACUGAUCCCUUGAUGAGAUACGGAUUUAACCAUCAGAGCAAAACAGAGAAGGCUGAGGAUAAGAAAGCAGCACUUCCCGUAGGGCUGUCAGCUGCAGAAAAAGCUGAUGCCCACGAAGAAAAUGAGCUUCGAGCGGCUGAAGAGCAGCGUAUUCAGUCACUGAUGACCAAGAUGACUGCCAUGGCAAACGAGGAGAGCCGUGUCACCGCAAGCUCCGUGGGCCAGAUCGUGGGACUCUGCUCUGCCGAGAUUAAGCAAAUUGUGUCUGAGUAUGCAGAGAAGCAGUCUGAGCUUUCAGCUGAAGAAAGUCCAGAAAAAUUAGGAACCUCCCAGCUACAUCGUCGGAAAGUUAUUUCCUUAAACAAGCAGAUUUUGCAGAAGAACAAACAUCUUGAAGAGCUGCAAGCAAGUCAUACCAAUCUACAAGCCAGAUAUAAUGAAGCAAAGAAAAUGCUGACAGAGCUGAAGAGCUAUAGUGAGAAACUGGACAAAGAGCAAGCAGCCCUUGAGAAGAUAGAAUCCAAAGCUGAUCCAAGUAUUCUGCAGAACUUGAGAGCACUUGUAGCCAUGAAUGAAAAUCUGAAAAGUCAGGAACAAGAGUUUAAGGCACAUUGUCGAGAGGAGAUGAUACGGCUGCAACAGGAAAUUGAAAACCUGAAAGCUGAGAGAGCGCCAGCUGGAGAUGAAAAGAAUCCCUCCAGUGGAGAGCCACCUAGUGCCCUGACCUCCAUGAUGACUCACAAGGAAGACCUAGACAGACGGUAUAAUAUGGAGAAAGAGAAACUUUACAAAAUACGUUUACUACAGGCUCGAAGAAAUCGAGAAAUAGCAAUUUUACACCGCAAAAUCGAUGAAGUGCCCAGCCGAGCCGAGCUAAUCCAGUAUCAGAAGAGAUUUCUUGAACUCUACCGCCAGAUUUCAGCAGUGCACAAAGAAACCAAACAGUUCUUCACUUUAUAUAAUACCCUGGAUGAUAAAAAGGUAUAUUUGGAAAAAGAGAUUAGCCUGCUGAACUCAAUUCAUGAGAACUUCUCACAAGCCAUGUCUUCUCCUGCUUCCCGGGAUCAGUUUUUACGUCAGAUGGAACAGAUUGUAGACGGAAUUAAGCAAAGUAGAAUGAAGAUGGAAAAGAAGAAACAAGAGAACAAAAUGAGAAGAGACCAGUUGAACGACCAGUACUUGGAACUGUUAGAGAAACAGAGGCUGUACUUUAAGACUGUGAAAGAGUUCAAGGAGGAGGGCCGUAAGAAUGAGGUGCUGUUGUCUAAGAUGAAAGCCAAGGCCUCCUGAACAUCCCCAGCCAUCAUUGUACGUCACUGAUUUUCGUUUUUUAAACACCAUAUAUCAACUUAAGAUCAUGAAAUGGUUCUGAAAGCUACAGCAGAAAGAUGCAGGUGUAAUGAUUUCAGUACCCUGGAUUUUUCCUUUCUUUUUGCUUCCAUUUCAUCUCUGUGUUGGCUGCUGUUGACGGACCAGACGGUGUGAACUAGAGUAGGUAACACCCAUCAUCUCUGAAGAAAUAUGGACAGAACUUGUUCUCUGUGUCGGUUCAACUUUCAUUUCUCCAGUAACAUUGCACUUAAGAGGUACCUGUACGUGUAUAGAUGCUGAAUAAAGAAGAAUUCAUUUGUUUAGCAAGUAUUAAUUCUGCAGCCACCAAGAAAUAAGCACUGAGAGAGAUCCAGAGGAGUGGAAGACAGUUUCUACCCAACAGGCAUCCAGCAGAGCAAAUGUAGCUGACCCCAGAGCUUGGCCAUCUGAAACUUUUCACAGUGAACAGAGGCUGUUAGCAGAAUGAUCAGCCCAUGUGCCUGUCAGUCCCUUGGGCCCUUCAGCUGCUCAUGCUGCCCUUUGUUCCUGGCUCCUUCAGAUGCCACCUAGCAAGUUUAGAUGGCAUGGCUCAGUGUCGUUGGCUUCUUCCUGAUAUAUAUUUCAAGUUUAUUUCACCAAAAAAAAUUGAAAAUAGGCCUUAUGUUGAGGAUGCUUCAAUUACACCCUCCUUUUCCCCAAUUGUCAUUCAAGUCACAGGAAGCAUAUGGAUGUGCUUGUGCAACCCCUCCUUUGACGGCACAUUCCAUGUACCUGCACUGCAGACAAGUCAGUCUGGGCAAAGAGAGAUGCACAGUGUGGGCAUGACACGGUGAAGACAGCACGCAGGUCUCACCGGGGCGAGAGGAAGCAGAAUCAGGUUUUCAGAGAUCCAGAGAGCCUUCAUGGAGGAGGCAGCAUUUGGGCUAAAUCUGAAGGAGGAUAGAAUGUUCAUAGGCAGAUAUAGGUAGGAAUGCCGUUUUAAAUGAAGAUCACUAUGAUUGAAAACUCAAGAGCAUGUGGGGUGUACUGAACGUUCAUGCUGGGGCAGGAAGGGACAAGCUGGUCUCAGCAGGAGGCUCUAGAGACCAGUCUGGAAAGAUGAGUUUGGGCCAGACCUUGGAAGGUCUUCAAGGUGGCUGAGGGGUCGACUUUAUCCUUGGACAUGAGCAGUGCAAAGCACUGGCCCGCAGGAGUCCAACUCAGUCAUGUGUAGCAAACCUCAAGCAAGAGGUUUGCUUUCUACUCUAUUUAAAUAUUGCACACAUACCAGUCAGCAGGUUUGGACUAUCAAAUGUAAAAGCCUAAUGUGUCAGGCAAAUGAGGCUUUCAGCACAGGCACAGAAAUUGUGUUUAUUUUUAGUUCCCUGUUGCAUAGCUAAUAUAUACAAACCUACAAAAAAAAAAAAACCUGAUUAAUGACAGCAACUGGUUCCUUGCCAAGGCCAGCGCGACCUGUGUGAGCCAGGUGGAAGCAGCAGCAUUUGAAAUGGACAGAGCUUCCAGGCCUUGUGAGGUUCCACUUUUGGCUGGUCCCUGGACCGGAGUCAUGUGGGUGUUCUGAAAGGUUUGAGUAAAGUUGAACCAAGUAAUUGCAAAACAAUAGUUUCGACAACAGGGGAAGGAGGCAGCCAUUUGUUUGAAAUGAAUUCAGGUUCAGGGACUCAUCUCCUUUAUCUUGUUAGAUGCUCAUAGCCCCACUCCGGGCUGACUGAACUUCAUAAGGAGACAAUUUGUCCACAGGUGGGAGGAAGGCAGGAACAGGUGUCAUCCUGAGAUUACUGGAGUCCACUGCUCUGCACUAAUGGGGAAAGUAAGGCAUGACUAAUCCAAAACAAUAAUUCCUUUUGAAAGUGGAGACAUAUAUUUUGGGCUGUGUUUCUCAAGCGUUUCAUUCAGUUUGGUUUUGGUAUAGACAGGUAUCUGUAGAUAUCUUUUCUCUUCUUUUAAUCCAUAGGGCCUACUACAGAUAAUAAAUGUUUUCUUUGCUUGAACACACUUUGAAUUUCCAGUCUUAGGAAUUCUACACUUUCUGCAGACAACCUCCAGUGCAAAUGGUGCCAAUGUGAAUAAUUAGGCUAUCACCUGGGCUUUACAGUCAAGUCUUACAGGAGAUACCCUGGAUCCUUUGAGCCUUUCAGAAACUACCUGGAGAGGAGAAGGGGGUCUUCCCAGGGGCAUGGCUCUCUAUGUGCCUAUACAUAGUAUGUUGGUAUGUUCUAAACCCACAGGCUUUUCCAGAGUUAAAUAGAAGAGGGAGAACAUCCUUAAGUUACUUUUUAAAAAAUGUGUUUCAAGAAGAACCAGGUUUUCCCAGGAAGCAGAUAGUUCUCCCUGCUUGGUCAGUGCAGCGAUCUGGCUGGCAGGCAGGUUGCCUGGUGCCCUGGAUUCUUGGCCACCCUCUGGGUCAGGGACUCCCCUCCUGUCCACAUGCUUCCCAAGAAUGUGUGAGGCUGCUCUGCUUUAAACCAAAAUCAGAGCUGCUGUGAACUGGACAACCUGAGAUGAUCACAAAGUGCCUAGGGAGACACAGGCCAUUUUUUGUAUUCUCUUUGGCCUGUGUUCAAGUCUCUUCUGGAUAAUUUGGGUCUGCAAUUUAUAGUAAAGGGAGGUGCUGAGUGUUUAGAGAACAGUGACCAAAGUCACCCAUGGGCUUGUGUUUUAAUAGAGGGCAGAUUCCAAGUUUAUCAAGCAUAGCUCUUGUUAGAGUCUGAAGUUCAUAGUUUUAACUGUGUUCAUAUUUCAAGGAGAGCCAGUCCUGCCACAGUGUCUAUUGAGCCUGGCAACACGGCCAGCAGGCAGAAGGGCUGGUACAGGUUGGAGGUCUGCUGUAGCCCUUCGGACCUCCUGAAACCUGAGCAGAGCAUGGGGAAGGCCUUCCAGCAGCCUUCUUACUACCUCAAAAGUGCCAUUCCCAUGACCUCAUGGUUGUGAUACUUGACAGACCCCGAUUGUGUCUGUAGUGACCAGAGCAGACCUGCCUGAAAGGGCAGUCUGGACAAGAGCAGUGUCUGUACCUUGUGCUCCGUGCAUGUCUGCUGCUUUGAAUGGUCUUGUCUGGCCCACUCUGCAGGGGAUGGAAAAUCAGUUUGAGGGGACUCGGCAUUCCAGCAGUAACUGUUAACAGUUGCUUUGGCUGAGUGGUAAUUUCAGUCCCUUGUUCUGAAAUUAUUGUAGUUGGCUUAAAACAUGCUUUAAGGAAGAGCACUUUAAAUGAGUGCUGUAUGAUUUACUAAUGGCCAGUAUUGACCUCAAGGUAAAGAGUAUUUUUUUUUUUUUUUUUUAUUGUUGGGGAUUCAUUGAGGGUACAAUAAGCCAGGUUACACUGAUUGCAAUUGUUAGGUAAAGUCCCUCUUGCAAUCAUGUCUUGCCCCCAUAAAGUGUGACACACACCAAGGCCCCACCCCCCUCCCUCCGUCCCUCUUUCUGCUUCCCCCCCCAUAACAUUAAUUGUCAUUAAUUGUCCUCAUAUCAAAAUUGAGUACAUAGGAUUCAUGCUUCUCCAUUCUUGUGAUGCUUUACUAAGAAUAAUGUCUUCCACUUCCAUCCAGGUUAAUACGAAGGAUGUAAAGUCUCCAUUUUUUUUAAUGGCUGAAUAGUAUUCCAUGGUAUACAAUAUAGCACAGUUUGUUAAUCCAUUCCUGGGUUGGUGGGCAUUUAGGCUGUUUCCACAUUUUGGCGAUUGUAAAUUGAGCUGCAGUAAACAAUCUAGUACAAGUGUCCUUAUGAUAAAAGGAUUUUUUUCCUUCUGGGUAGAUGCCCAGUAAUGGGAUUGCAGGAUCAAAUGGGAGGUCUAUCUUGAGUGCUUUGAGGUUUCUCCAUACUUCCUUCCACAAAGGUUGUACUAGUUUGCAGUCCCACCAGCAGUAUAAAAGUGUUCCCUUCUCUCCACAUCCAGGCCAACAUCUGCAGUUUUGAGAUUUUGUGAUGUGGGCCAUUCUCACUGGGGUUAGAUGAUAUCUCAGGGUUGUUUUGAUUUUGCAUUUCUCUAAUAUAUAGAGAUGAUGAACAUUUUUUCAUGUGUUUGUUAGCCAUUCGUCUGUCAUCUUUAGAGAAAGUUCUAUUCAUGUCUCUUGGAAGUUCUAGCCAAUACAAUUAGGCAAGACAAGGAAAUAAAGGGAAUCCAAAUGGGAGCAGAGGAGGUCAAACUCUCCCUCUUUGCUGACAACAUGAUCUUAUACUUAGAGAACCCCAAAGACUCAACCACAAGACUCCUAGAAGUCAUCAAAAAAUACAGUAAUGUUUCAGGAUAUAAAAUCAAUGUCCACAAGUCAGUAGCCUUUGUCUACACCAAUAACAGUCAAGAUGAGAAGCUAAUUAAGGACACAACUCCCUUCACCAUAGUUUCAAAGAAAAUGAAAUACCUAGGAAUAUACCUAACGAAGGAGGUGAAGGACCUCUAUAAAGAAAACUAUGAAAGCCUCAGAAAGGAAAUAGCAGAGGAUAUUAACAAAUGGAAGAACAUACCAUGCUCAUGGACGGGAAGAAUCAACAUUGUUAAAAUGUCUAUACUUCCCAAAGCAAUCUACCUAUUCAAUGCCAUUCCUAUCAAAAUACCAACAUCGUACUUUCAAGAUUUGGAAAAAAUGAUUCUGGGUUUUGUAUGGAACCAGAAAAAAACCGGUGUAGCUAAGGCCGUUCUUAGUAAUAAAAAUAAAGCUGGGGGCAUCAACAUACCAGAUUUUAGUCUGUACUACAAAGCCAUAGUGCUCAAGACAGCAUGGUACUGGCACAAAAACAGAGACAUAGACACUUGGAAUUGAAUUGAAAACCAAGAAAUGAAACUAACAUCUUACAACCACCUAAUCUUCGAUAAACCAAACAAGAACAUACCUUGGGGGAAAGACUCCCUAUUCAAUAAAUGGUGUUGGGAGAACUGGAUGUCUACAUGUAAAAGACUGAAACUGGACCCACACCUUUCCCCGCUCACAAAAAUUGAUUCAAGAUGGAUAAAGGACUUAAUUUAAGGCAUGAAACAAUAAAAAUCCUCCAAGAAAGCAUAGGAAAAAUGCUGGAAGAUAUUGGCCUGGGGAAAGACUUCAUGAAGAAGACUGCCAUGGCAAUUGCAACAACAACAAAAAUAAACAAAUGGGACUUCAUUAAACUGAAAAGCUUCUGUACAGCUAAGGAGACAAUAACCUAAGCAAAGAGACAACCUACACAAUGGGAAAGGAUAUUUGCAUAUUUUCAAUCAGACAAAAGCUUGAUAACUAGGAUCUAUAGAGAACUCAAAUUAAUCCACAUGGUAAAGAGUAUUUUAAUACAGAAUAGUACAGUGAUGAGCCCAGGAUGGGGUGCCAUUUUCAGUCCCUAUAACUGAGCACUGCCUGAAGAAGUGCCUUGUUUGAUGCAUCUUUAUAAUACCCCAUGCCCUCCCUGGAUCCUUUUCACACAAUCCAGAGCAUUCCUCCUUACCACAUGUAGCAAGGGGCUGAAAAUACUAAAUAAAAAAUAAUGCUAUAAUAGCCUCUUCUCUUUUCACAGUAAAUAUGUUGUGUAAAAAUAUUGGGGGCAGAGGGGUUAGUACUGGUCUGCAGCAUCCUUAACAGCGGGAAUGCUGUGGAUGCUCCACACCAGCCUCACGUCCAUUCCCCAAACAUAGCAAGUCCACAAGCCUGCCUGUGGCCAUGGCCCUACUAUCUGUCACCUCUGUCCCCUACAAGGUCUUAGGUAGGUCUUUCCCUGACCUUCUUAUACACUCACAAACCCAUUUAACUUGGCCCCAGCCCUGAUCACAUUCUGCCCCUCCCCUUCUGUUUGUCUGGAUAACACAUGUCACUGUGCACAUCUCUCUGUUGCCUUCCCUUCUGGAAUGAAAGAGCAACAAAAGCAGGGGCCUUGCCUGUCUUACUCUCCAGUUUCCCCACAACCGGCUCAAAGUAGACAGUCAGGAAAUCCUGGUUAUAUAAAACGCCUUCUCCAAAUUGCAACUUUGCAUCCUUCUAUUAGCAAAAUUUAGACUUAACCCUUCCUCUUAUUUAUGCUUAGUUUGAGGACAGGUAGCCAAUUAUAUUCAUAAACUUUCUCUCUUUGAGUGCUUGUUAUACUCUAACCUCAAAGGGUGGGAUAAAAAAGGUAUCAGAGGUUUCAAACCUCUCAAAGCAAUUAUCUUUUUAUAGAUUUUUUUUUCUCCCUAUUGGUGGUGGGAGGGGAACAAAGAAAAAAGGACCACACUAAUGUCAGAAAUAAGGUAUGUUUUGGCUCCUAUUGUGUCAUGAAUCUAAAGGUAACUUGACUGGUAGAAAUGUCUCAGUCACACAAAAGUAAGAAGUGGGACAUUGCUGCAAGACUGUGGGAGCAUCACCCAGAUACAGUGGUGGCAGAAGUAUAAAUGAUACAACUUCCAUGGAGGGUGGUUGUGUAGUAUCUAUCAAAAGUGCAAAUGCAUAAACCUUUUGAAGCAGCAACAGCAAUGCUAGUUCUAAGAAUUUUUCCUAUGUUGAAGAAUUUUUAUUGCAACAUUGUUUGUAAUAGCAAAAGUUGGAGACCACCAAUUUUGAGAAAGGAUUAAAUACAUUAGGGCCACUCCAUACAAUGGAAUAUUUUACAGACAUUCAAAAGACUGCAGUGCCAUGGAAAGAUCCCCAGGUUGCAUUGUUAAGUGAAGAAAAGAGGCUCAUGGUAUACUAGUGCUUGGAAUGUAGGAAAAUGUGUCUGUAGAUGUGUGUAUAUAUGUAUACACACACACGUCUUUCAUAUAUGUCUAGGAUAUCUCUGGAGAAUACCCAGCAACCUGGCAGCUUUGGUUGCCUCUGGGAAGAGGGGUGGGAAUUGCUUUUCAAUGUACACCUUUUGUACCUUUUGAAUUUUGUACCAUGUACAUGUAUUAUGUAUUCAAAAAUAAAUUGUUUUUAAAUUUU
Nycticebus coucang (slow loris) is the source of this 8948-nucleotide messenger RNA. RefSeq names its product coiled-coil domain containing 93 (gene CCDC93). Lineage: Eukaryota; Metazoa; Chordata; Mammalia; Primates; Lorisidae. Gene Ontology annotation, biological process: Golgi to plasma membrane transport. The record is from RefSeq and is a predicted model, not a curated record. The coding region runs from base 157 to 2070 and encodes 637 amino acids. The transcript is spliced from 25 exons.